Messenger RNA from Wallemia mellicola CBS 633.66, 1041 nucleotides. RefSeq lists its product as hypothetical. Bases 1 to 1041 code for a protein of 346 amino acids. The record is from RefSeq and is a predicted model, not a curated record. NCBI's taxonomy places the organism in Eukaryota, Fungi, Basidiomycota, Wallemiomycetes, Wallemiales, Wallemiaceae. The transcript is spliced from 2 exons.
AUGUUUUCCACAUUCCCACGCGGUCCUGGUAACAAUUACACUCUCGCUGAGUUAGUCGAUAUCGAUAUUGAAAAACCAUUCCCUUCUUUGGAAGCGAAUACUCUUCCUGCCCAACAGAACAAUUCAAAUCCUGGCUAUUCAGCUUCCUAUGAUGAUUUACUCGUUAGUUGUCAGGGUAUCGCUGUCGACGCCAAAGAUAGGGUCUGGGUACUUGACACUGGACGCGCUGCAGGUGGUCAACUCCAAGCAUGGGGUGGUAAAUUAUUAGCGUAUGAGACUGGUGAUGAUGCCUCAAAAGAACCAGUUGAAAAGAUUAUUCUCUCCCCAGAUGUCGCAUUCCCAAGCACAUACCUCAAUGAUGUUCGUAUUGACCUCACAAAAAAUGAAAGAGGUGUGGCUUACAUCACAGACUCAUCAGACGAAGGUAGAACUGGAUUGAUUGUUGUAGAUAUCGCAACUGGUGAUGCUUGGCGUCAUUUGGAUAUUCAUCCUUCAACACGUCCAGAUGAAAAUGCGGUGUUUUCAUUUAAAGGACAAUCAGUUUAUGCUAUCUCAGCUGAUAAUAAGGGAUUCUGGACGACUGGUGUUGAUGGUAUCGCAUUAUCUGAAGAUGGAGAAUGGGUUUACUACACCACCAUGACUUCUCGUAAGCUCUGGAGAGUACCUACUGAGAAACUACUGGUAAAACCAUCGACAAAUGAACCUAACGCCAAACAUGAUGCUGAUAGCUCAGUUGAAUACUUAGGUGAAAAGGGAAGCUGCAGCGAUGGUUUAGAAACUGACAGCAAUGGUCUUAUCUACUUAGGUGCUGCUGAGCAGGAUGGUAUACAGACAUUCGAUCCAUCAACUAAAACCUUCAAUGAUUUGGUUUACAAUCAUCGCAUUACAUGGCCAGAUGGGCUCUCAAUUGCUAGCAACAAAUUGUAUUUCGUCGACAACCAGUUCUACAUGCAAGAUAGAUUCUGGAAUAACACAGACAAGACUGUAAAGCCAUUCGCACUCUAUAGUAUAGACAUUGAUGGCACAUCCGCACACAUUUAG